AUGUCUACUAUAGAGGAUCUUCUUGCGCGGAAAGAAGAAUUAGAGCGCGAAAUUGCAGAUCUCAAGCAAACAGAGAAGACAUUGGAUGAUGAGAUACUGAGUCUAGAUGAGGAAGUGGAGGAAGAUCUGACAAAAAUUGACGAAGAACUGGCACAUCACCAAUAUUUUGAUGAGCUAAUACAGAACCUGAUGACCGAGGGAAUACGACAAGUCGAAAUAGAUAAGCACCGAAGGAAUGAUGCUAAACGCCAAAAACGUGAAAAUGCAAGAAAGCGUAGCAAUGACGAAUAUGAAGAACUACGUGAACGACUACAGCCUGCUAUCUGUCUUGAGAACGCGUAUCGUUUGGGUGGACUCACUGCUUUUCCCGUCAAUGAUCCCCAGGCAGGCGAAUCCGAUCGAUUUUUGGGAAUACGGUUUGACAUCUUUGACCCGUAUUCCUUCAAAUAUACAACCCCACACUAUGUGAUCUUGCGCAAGGACCCCAAAAAUGACCUCUGGGAGGUCUUCAAGACCACUAUACCCAACUAUGUUCCUCUUAAUUCGCUUGCUUACGAGCAUUUGAAUGACGAUAUGAUCCGAUUUGCAGGUCAUGUGCGCCGUCACCUUGUACAACUACAACUCAAAAAGGCCGUUUUUCUUCGACUGCAGGAAAAACUUGAAUUUCCGUCAGGCUUAGAUCACGAUUUAGAUUUCACCAAGAUAAGCGUCAACAUCAAGGAUAAAUUAGAGAUAGUUUUGAUCUGCGACUUGUACCGAGUUACCAAAGCGAUGGUCACCUACAUUGAUCCUGAGGUGAGCCGAGCGUCCAAGCAGGUUGAAGUUUUAUUGUCAGGAUUAUCUCUCAAUGAUUUCGAUGAGAAGUUUCUUGAAGUGAUACAAGCCUGGUAUAAAUAUUAA
This is a messenger RNA of Ogataea parapolymorpha DL-1, 900 nucleotides long. Its product is annotated as central kinetochore subunit Mal2/MCM21. The coding region runs from base 1 to 900 and encodes 299 amino acids. The transcript has a single exon. Gene Ontology annotation, cellular component: kinetochore; Mis6-Sim4 complex. The record is from RefSeq and is a predicted model, not a curated record. Lineage: Eukaryota; Fungi; Ascomycota; Pichiomycetes; Pichiales; Pichiaceae.